AAAUAACAUCAAUUGAAAGUUAUUAAAGCUUAAAAAGAAGGUUUGUUGGUUUUCGAAAUUCCUGUAACUUAUGCUACUGAAAUGUUAAGCUUUGCAGAAGAGAAAUUGUCUGCUGUCUGCGUGAACUAACUAGACUUUCCAAGAAAAAUGAGCAGGGUGGAUAGCAACGACAAAACAACGCUUUCCGGAAACGGCUAUUAAGAAGAAACGAACAUGAAAAACAAAAAAAUCGUCAUCGUCUUGUGAUACUUACAGACAAGCUGUGACUUUAGUCCAAAGCUGUGCUUGUUUUGGGCGUCAACUUUGUCGAUCAUUUCUAGCGAAACUCGAAUCUUAGUUACCACAGCAGUAUGUUCAAGCUUCGCUUCCAUACGUGCAAAAUCGUCUUGGCUACUUCGCUGGUGUGGUUCGUGUGUGUGAUACUGCUUCUGAUGUAUUAUACGGAUUGUAUAGGAGACAACAGUGAAGCUUGUCAGUCUUUCAGGAAGCAAAAGUCUGAAAGUAGUCCUCUUCGAAACAUUCCACCGAGGUUUAUGAGGAUGGUGCAACCGUCCACGAGUACCAAAGAUAAUAAGUUCCGUCACUGGAGCCCAGUUGUGGUCAACAGCAAUCCGAGCCAUUGGCCUGGGGAGAUGGGACGGGCAGUAGUGAUACCAGCUGAAGAGGAGGAACUACGCAAAGAGAAGUUUAAACUGAACCAAUUCAACUUGUUGGCUUCCGACAGAAUUGCCCUUAAUCGGACCUUACCAGACGUCAGAGCAGAAGGAUGCAAGACGAAAACAUACGCUUCUAAACUACCAUCAACGAGCAUCGUGAUCGUGUUCCACAACGAGGCCUGGUCAACCCUCUUGAGGACCAUCCACAGCGUCAUCAGGAUGUCCCCGCCGGAGCUCAUCGAGGAGAUAAUCCUGGUCGAUGAUGCCAGCGAAAGAGAUUAUUUAGGGAAACAAUUAGAAGAGUAUGCCUCUAAAUUAUCUAUUAGUGUCAAAGUUUUGAGAACAGGCAAACGAUCUGGUUUGAUCCGAGCUCGACUGAUUGGGGCUGCAGCAGCCAAGGGGCAGGUGAUCACAUUCCUAGACGCCCACUGCGAAUGCACAAUUGGCUGGCUUGAGCCACUGCUUGACAGGAUAGCUGAGGACAGGACCCGCGUCGUGUGUCCCAUCAUCGAUGUUAUCAGUGACACAAGUUUCGAAUACGUUCCUGCUUCCGACAUGACGUGGGGUGGCUUCAACUGGAAGAUGAAUUUCCGAUGGUACAGGGUGCCGCAAAGAGAAGUUGACAGAAGGAAUGGCGACAGAACGCUACCCGUCAGGACUCCAACUAUGGCAGGUGGUCUCUUUUCUAUCGACAAAGAUUAUUUCCAGGAGAUAGGAAAAUAUGACGAAGGCAUGGACAUCUGGGGUGGUGAAAAUUUGGAGCUUUCUUUCAGGAUAUGGAUGUGUGGAGGAACUCUAGAGAUAGUAACUUGCUCUCACGUAGGGCACGUCUUUAGAAAAUCAACGCCGUACACAUUUCCUGGUGGUACGAGCAAAAUAGUCAAUCACAAUAAUGCCCGGCUUGCAGAAGUCUGGCUGGAUGAGUGGAAAGACUUUUUCUAUGCAAUAAAUCCAGUUGCUAAAAAAGUUGCUGCUGGUAACGUCACAGAACGCAGAGAGCUUAGGAAAAACUUGCACUGUAAAACAUUUAGAUGGUACUUAGAAAACAUAUAUCCAGAAUCACAAAUGCCGCUUGACUACUACCAUCUAGGAGAAAUUAGAAAUGAAAUUACUAACAAAUGCCUAGAUACAUAUAACAGGAAAAAUGGAGAAAAUGUUGCUGUGAGUCCUUGUCAUGGAAUGGGCGGAAAUCAGGUGUUUGCAUAUACCAAGAGAAAACAAAUAAUGUCAGAUGACAAUUGCUUAGAUGCAUCAUCCCAUCGUGGUCCUGUUAAAUUGGUUCGAUGCCACGGGAUGGGUGGAAAUCAGAUGUGGGAAUACGAUGAAGAGGAAAAGACAAUACGGCACAUCAACACUGGAAAAUGCUUGGACAAGCCUGAAGACAAAGACCCCACUCUCCCUCUGCUAAAGGACUGCGACGGCCGCGUCACCCAAGUUUGGAUCAUGAAGGGGAAAUUUAAAUGGCAAGUCUCUUAAACAGAAGUGGUUCUGAAUUAGGUACUUAAUUAAAAUAUGAGAAACUCUAUUCCUAAAAUGUAUUUUCUGAAGAUACAGCUAAGACAAGAAGACUUUCAGAUGAUAAACUGUGGUUCCUUUAAAGGAAUGAGUUAAAACAUUCCAUGCUGGUUGUAAUAUAUGUAAAUCGAACGUUUGUUAAGAUUUUGGAUAGUGUUCUCAUAGUUCCUGAUGUUUUAAAACUUGCAUUCCGCCGAUAAUUUUAUUUAUUUUUAAAAAAUCAUUUAUUAAGGUUUGUAAUUUUUGUAUUUGAUGUGUACAAUUUUUUAAGAAAUAAUUUAAUUUUAAUGCAUUUUUUCUUUCCAUAUUGGGAGCAUUGUGUUUUAUUUAACUUUAAUAAGAUGUUAAAAUGGUGCUGUGAUUACUUUCCAUUCCGGUAUUUUAGAAUUCUGCAUUUCCUGAAAUCCUAUAUGGUAUUAAUCUUUUGAGAUUUUACGAUAUUCGUUGUAAGAGUUUCGAACUGGGUCAUACAUUAACUUCUUAAAAAAAUUACUUCUUAAUUGAAAGGAAACGUACAUUUAUUACUAUUUUAUUUUUCCCGCUUUUAUUUUUAAUAUUGUUUAUUUAUUUAUCCCACAUUGAAAUACAUUCGGUGUCUCUUACGGCAAGUGAAAAGACAUUUUUCGUUUAUUGCUUAUUUGCGACGGAAAAUAACUAUUUUACUCUAUGAACCAUUAGAAAAUCAAAAGGUGUGUCACAAAAUGGAGCCCUGCUGGUAUUUGGGGUAGCAUUGCUGCGUUUUCGUGAAUAACUUUCUGCAAGACGACGUGAAUUUAUUGCCAAGUUGCUACAAUAUUUUAAGGUCUCAAAAACUACGUUACACAUAUUUUAUGUUUGUGCAGAUUUUCUUUUCAAACUAAAUCAGCAAUGCCGUUUUUCAAAAAGACCUAACCAAAAUAUUAUACUAAGAUUUUGCAAUUUAAAUAAUCUUGUUUGUUGAGAGUAUGAUUUAAGCGUGUAGAUAGUCGUUUUAAUUCCGUUUUCUUUUUGGCUGUAGAUUGUUUUUUUUUUUUUUUUUUUUCUAUUUCUGUUAUUAUGCAUGGAAUAGAAUGCAUAGUAAUUUUAAAAGAGUUUAUAAGAAAUUAUUUCUUUUUAAUGGAAAAUGGUGAAAUUUCGCAAAAUUUUAUGCUUAAAAAACCUGUUCUUCCUAUUCAUUUCACAAUAUGAAGAAUUUCUUUUAUCUGUUAUAGAAAUAAAACAAGGCAUUUUAAAAUUUCGUAAAAGAAAUAAAGUUUUAACUUAACUACAUAAAUAUCGCCAAAAUACAGCAUCACUUCGAUUUAACGAUUGUCAAGGGACUGGAAAAAGUUAUUGUUAAAUAGAGGCGUAUAGACAUUCAAUGCAGCCAAAUCCGGAUCAGUGAAAUGUAUCAUUUAAAUUUGAGGAAAUCGUUAAAUCGAAGGUAACUGUAGUUGAUUCAACGAAUAUCGUAUAAUCUCUUAAUCUUCAGUGCCAACUGAACCGAAAGCAAGUUGUGAUAUUGAUGUCUUUUAACGAUACAAAUAUUCCUGGAAAGAAAAAAAAGCAAAUAAAAGGGCAGUAUUUGUAAUUUUCAGUGCUUUGUAACUUAAAAUGUAAUUAUUAAAGGUCAGUGGCAUGUGCCAGUAAUUAUUUCCAAAAUAAAAUAUGUUUUAUAU
Uloborus diversus is the source of this 3808-nucleotide messenger RNA. RefSeq names its product polypeptide N-acetylgalactosaminyltransferase 13-like. The transcript has 14 exons. Bases 351 to 2132 code for a protein of 593 amino acids. The record is from RefSeq and is a predicted model, not a curated record. Gene Ontology annotation, cellular component: Golgi apparatus. Lineage: Eukaryota; Metazoa; Arthropoda; Arachnida; Araneae; Uloboridae.